AUGGAUACAGAAACCCCGCCGAUGCAAGAUCAUGACUUCGUCAGCUCGCAGUGGGUUGACAUGGGAGGAUAUGCGGCUACUCAGCACCAUCAGUUGACGGACUACACUGGGUUUCAAUUUGGGUCAUCGCCCAUCAUGCCAAUGGAGCCUGCAUAUAGCAUGUCUAUGCCCCAGCCGUAUACGACGCAGCACUUGAUCCCGCUCACCAUGUCUUCUCAAUGGCCGAGCAUGCUGUCUACCCAGCCUGGUUUUGCGCCAAUGCCAGUUGCGCCGAUGCCAAUAACCCCCAUUCCACCUCCCUUGCAGCACGUUCAGGCGCCGCAGAUGGCGACACCACCAACGCCGCGAAGAACUUUGACUGACGCCGAGCGCCGACGCAUGUGCCUGUAUCAUCAGGAGAAUCCUCAUGUCAAGCAGACCGAGAUUGGAGCCAUGUUUGGUGUUGAACGAAGGUAUGCUGGUGAUCUUUAUGUUGGUGUUGGUAACAAGGUCCAUUAUCUAACUAAGUCUAUCUACUUUUACAGCACCGUUUCCAAAGUACUCCGCCAAAAGGAAAAGUAUCUUUUUCCUGAUGAUGGCCGUCGAUCUCCUGUUAAGAAGACAAAGGGGAAGUUCCCUGAUAUUGAACGUGCCCUGUCAAACUGGGUCAAGAACCACCUGCGUCAGGGCGGAGAUAUCAACGAUGAGUUGAUCAGGGAGAAGGCCACGUUUUUUGCAAGAACCGUCGGCAGCCCAGAAGGCCACGAGAGAAUUCUGACCACAAACUGGCUGGAGAAGUUCAAACAGAAGAACUACAUCAUUGAAUCCCCCGACAGGAAAUCCUCUAUUGACAUCACUAGCCCGAGGAAGAGAUCCACCAUCCAGACACCCACCCAGCUGUCUCCCAUUUCUCCCAGCUCAGCCACAACACUUUCUCCCACAUCUCCUACCCAGCCCAGAGGAGCACGGGAAGGGGAACUUGUCAAUGGAGGCAGUGACGAUGUUUUUGGCGUAUCUCUUCCACAGGAGGGAACCCCCAUUACAACACCUACUCUCGCCAGGGCAACAAGCGAGUCGACGAUAAUCUUCACUUCUCAGAACCCCUUUGCACCGUCUGAACACACGGGCCUGGGCGUAGAUUCAAAGCGAAGACGAAGCCAGACGUUGCCAGUGAUGACACCUGGAUCUUCCAUGGUCAAGGAUGAGCCCCCUGAGAGCCUCUCGCCGACAAACAUCUUCACCACUCAGCCCGGAGUUAUUGAAGAGGAAGACCCUUCGGAAUCCAUCGACGCACCAGCAAUGAAGAGAAACCGCAGCAAUCCAGAAAUCAUCUCCAACGUAACUCCCAUGCAGCCACCACCUCUUCCGAAAUCCAAGAGCAUAUCCUCCCCAGCAACUUCUCCUACCAUCUCCCCGACACAUGAUGAAGCUCGCCAGGCACUGGAACUCGUCCUUAACUAUUUCAAAAACCAGUCCAUGGAGCUGGCGGUAGCUGAUUACCAGAUCAUAGGGAAACUCAUGGAGAAGCUGAAGCUAGCACAUGGCCAGCCAUACAUACAGCCCAUGAAAUCCACUACAUCUCGAUCCAAAAUCCAUACCGAUAGACCUCGGGUUAGCAAGAAAAGAAGCAUCCACACUCUAUAA
Molecule: messenger RNA, 1623 nt
Organism: Nannizzia gypsea CBS 118893
Lineage: Eukaryota; Fungi; Ascomycota; Eurotiomycetes; Onygenales; Arthrodermataceae
Exons: 2
Coding region: 1-1623 (540 amino acids)
Cellular component (GO): nucleus
Molecular function (GO): DNA binding
Source: RefSeq, a predicted model, not a curated record